GGCGGAGUGCACUGCGCCGGUCAGCAGCUGAGCAACCUCGCAGCCUCCGCACCCGGAUGUUAACUCUUGCGUGACCCUGGCCGUCAGCCGUCAGCCGUCAGCCGUCAGCCUGCAGGACCCAGGCUGUAGGAUCAUGUGGUAUGUCAGCACCAGGGGGAUGGCCCCACGUGUCGACUUUGAGGGGGCCCUCUUCUCUGGCUAUGCACCCGAUGGGGGCCUCUUCAUGCCUGAGAAACUUCCCCAGCUGGACAGGGAGACCCUGUGUCGGUGGAGUGUGCUUUCUUACCCCAGCCUGGUGAUGGAGCUGUGCGCACUCUUCAUUGGUCCUGAGCUCAUUUCCAAGGAUGACUUAAAUGAUCUGGUCCACCGAGCCUUCAGCAGAUUCCGCCACAGAGAAGUGGUGCAUUUAUCCAGGCUGAGGAAUGGGCUGAAUGUGUUGGAGCUGUGGCAUGGGGUCACAUAUGCAUUUAAGGACCUGUCCCUGUGCUGCACAGCACAGCUCCUGCAAUACUUCCUGGAGAAGAGAGAGAAGCACGUCACUGUGGUUGUAGGAACUUCUGGGGACACAGGAAGUGCUGCCAUUGAGAGUGUUCAAGGGGCAAAGAACGUGGAUAUCAUCGUUCUCCUUCCCAAGGGGCACUGCACAAAGAUCCAGGAGCUCCAGAUGACCACAGUGCUAAAGGAGAACGUUCGUGUAUUUGCCGUGGAGGGAAACAGCGAUGAACUUGACAAGCCAAUCAAGGCUGUAUUUGCAGAUGUGGCUUUUGUUGAGAAGCACAAUCUGAUGAGUUUGAAUUCAAUCAACUGGUCCCGGGUCCUUGUGCAAAUGGCUCACCACUUCUUUGCUUACUUCCGGUGUGUGUCAUCCCUAGAUAUGCACCCGCUGCCCCCUGUGGAGGUGGUUGUGCCAACAGGGGCUGCUGGUAACCUUGCAGCUGGGUGCAUUGCUCAGAAGAUGGGCCUGCCCAUCCACCUGGUUGCGGCAGUGAAUUGCAAUGAUAUCAUCCACAGGACUGUCCAGCAAGGAGACUUCUCUCUGUCUGAGACUAUCAAACCAACCUUGGCAUCAGCUAUGGACAUUCAGGUGCCCUACAACAUGGAGAGGAUAUUCUGGCUGCUCUCUGACUGUGACAGUCAGUUGACAAGAGCCCUCAUGGAGCAGUUUGAAAGGACCCAAAGUGCAAGUCUACCUAAGGAACUGCAAAGCAAGCUUUCAGCAGCAGUGAAAUCUCAGUCAGUGUCAGAUGAGACCAUCACCCAGACCAUGGUCCGCUGCUGGGAAGAGAACCAGUACUUGCUGUGCCCUCACUCUGCUGUGGCCGUGAGCUACCAUUACCGGAAGUUGCACAGGCAGCCACACAGCCCUCCCAGGUGUUUUUUGGCCCCGGCCUCUGCAGCCAAGUUCCCAGAAGCUGUCCUGGCUGCUGGGAUGACCCCAGAAAUUCCCUCAGAGAUCUUAGCCCUGGAGAGAAAGGAGACACGCUGUACCCCAAUGAAGAAGACUGAUGACUGGAUGCUGAUGCUUCGGGACACAAUAGAAGACAUAGGCCGGCAGUGGAGGGAUCGCUUCCUGAAUGCUCCCAAAUAGCAAGACUGAAGUUGGCUUCCUUUAGACUUUAGACCCUGGGAUGGGGUGGAGGUGCCCUUUAUGCUACCUUGAGCACCUUCUCCCGGUUCUGUGUUGAUGUAGGAGGUUCCCAGGAGGCUGCGCAGUGGGGUCUGGAGCCAGUGGCUUUGCUCAGUUCCAUGGCUGCUUGCUCUGUAUUCUCUCUUGAUGCUGCAGUACCUAGUCACCAGGAAGGCUGGACAGGGGUGUGCAUAGUCACUGAGGGACACCCCAACCACUGGACAGUGCAGGGGCAUCAUUGCUGCAUGGGAAAGUUUCAGGACCUGCACAUGAAGAUCCUUGGGUACAGAUUCAACCUUGGUUCCAGGGUUUAGGACCCCAGUCCCUAAAACCUUUACAGGUGGGGGCUGCACACUCCAUUAGCACAGGCCUGGGGUUCACAAUGUCUGAGCCUAUUCAUCCAGAGGCUGCCACCCUGCUGAAAUUUCAGAAUCCCUAGAAUACAAGUGCAUGUCCAGUAUGAUGGUGACUGCAUGGCAUGUGGGCCAGGGCCAGGGGCUGCUGAGGGGUGACGGUGAUGAUGAUGUGUGUGCUACAUCCACCAGUUGCUUCAGAUUGGCCUGGCAUUGAGAGAGGCAACAGAGAAAGCAGUGGGGAACAGGUGGGUUGACAGUUGAGAUACGGGAUCACCAGGUCUAGCCAUGUGGGAAAGUAUACUCCUCAAGGUGCAAACUGAGUCAGGUUGCCCUAUUGCUCACAUAUCGGUUCACCUGCUCAUGUAUCACUUCACCAGGGCGUGUGUCAGCAAGAAGCAGUGAUCCCUCUUAACUGCUUAAUAAAGCCCAGAUGCCUACAUUUCCAUAGGUACCAUCAGAAUCAGAAUGCCCCAGAGCAAUCAAAUCAUUCUUUUCUCUUAAAACAUGACUCAUGCUCUCCCUUCUCCAUGCCUCCAAUCUUUCAUUUGCUUAGGCCAAAGACCCAUUCCAUAGACUACUUGAGUUUUGGUUCCUGUGUCUUGUUUGCUGUGGGCCCUCAUCAGCCCAGGUGGAAAUAAUGAUUGUUGUACUUGAUUACAAGGUCUUUAUUUACAAAUAUUUUACUUCCACAGUGCAACAUUCUUUAUUUUCACAAAGGCAUGCUUUAUUGCUCCCACUAUUUUUAUGCUCUAGCCCUGCAUUGUCCAAUUUGGUAGCCACUAGCCACAUGUGACCAUCGAGUACUUGUAAUAUGAAUAGGAUAACUAAGGAAUUGAAUUUUAAAUUUUAUUUAACUUUAAUUACAUUUAAAUUUAAAAACUAUUACUUGAUUCAGUUAUUGGAUAAUUUUCAAGUAUGGUUGGGAAAAUGCUGGUAUGUAAAUCUGCUUUUUCAGCUGUAAAUUUUAUGAAAUACAUAAAAUAUAUGUAUUUCCAAUGAAAUUAUAGCACAAAAUUUGAUCACUGAGAUAUGACACAACAGUAAAAUACAUAUUGAACUUCAAAGACUUCGAAUGAGAACUGAUGCAUCUCAAUAAUUUUGUAUUUAUUAGUGGUAAAGAUAAUAUUUUGAUGUUUUGGGUUAAAUAAAAUACUAAAUCAGUUUCAUCAGUUUUCAUUUAAAAGGACAUUUAAAGAUAUAUAUGUGGCUCACCUUUGUGGCUCACAUUGUAUUUCUAUUAACAGCAGUGAUCUAGAGCUUAUCCGUGGCUUCAUGUAAAAAGAAAUACACGGCACAUUUUUGUGGGUUUGGUUAUAUGACUAGAUUUAAAUCCUAUGUGAAUUGAGGGGAGUUUUACACAAACACAAAUAUGUGAAUGUCAACACAAGCCUCAUUCCUGCCCUGGAUUCUGGGGGCCCUUCUGGAAGGCAGGUGAG
This is a messenger RNA of Pteronotus mesoamericanus, 3419 nucleotides long. It is a transcript of the gene THNSL2, whose product is annotated as threonine synthase like 2. Bases 134 to 1588 code for a protein of 484 amino acids. NCBI's taxonomy places the organism in Eukaryota, Metazoa, Chordata, Mammalia, Chiroptera, Mormoopidae. Gene Ontology annotation, molecular function: pyridoxal phosphate binding. The record is from RefSeq and is a predicted model, not a curated record. Gene Ontology annotation, biological process: dephosphorylation; 2-oxobutyrate biosynthetic process. The transcript is spliced from 9 exons.